AUCCCCUCCGGUCUAACUCUCAUUGGAAACCACUAGCAUUACACACUCAUAGUAAACAAAACUCUGUCUGGGAAAGAAAAUGAAGCUCGUCCUGGUGACAUUCCUGCUUGUUUCUCUUGUUAUCGGCUCCUCUUUCUUUGAGGUGUCAAUGGCCGGUUCAGGUUUCUGUGACUCCAAGUGCAAGGUGAGGUGCUCAAAGGCAGGAGUAAAAGACAGAUGCUUGAAGUACUGUGGAAUUUGCUGUGAGAAAUGCAAGUGUGUUCCAUCUGGGACAUAUGGGAACAAGGAUGAGUGCCCUUGCUACAGGGACACGAAGAACUCCAAGGGCAAGCCCAAGUGCCCUUAGAUUUUUCCUACAUGUAUUUCUCAUGCUUUGCUUUCCAACAACAAUGCAGUGAUGGUAUAAGUGCGCUUGUGAGACUAAACUAUUAAGAGUUAUAGAGGACCCAUUAAAGGUUUCUAUUACCUGUUGGUAUUUUAAAUGAAUAAAUGGGGUCCUUCGAUAGUUUUAUGAAUAUGUUUGCCUCA
Molecule: messenger RNA, 528 nt
Organism: Durio zibethinus
Lineage: Eukaryota; Viridiplantae; Streptophyta; Magnoliopsida; Malvales; Malvaceae
Product: peamaclein
Source: RefSeq, a predicted model, not a curated record